This is a messenger RNA of Penicillium olsonii, 795 nucleotides long. The record is from the annotation of a GenBank genome assembly. Lineage: Eukaryota; Fungi; Ascomycota; Eurotiomycetes; Eurotiales; Aspergillaceae.
AUGUUUCCAGGUGUUGCGGUGAUCACUGGUGCUGGUGGAACGGGAAUCGGGGCUGCAACGGCCAAGGCUUUUGCUGCUGCUGGGUGUGAGCGAAUCGCCAUUACAGAUCUGAAUGAGGAUUCUCUGCAGCAAACGGCAGAUGCUAUCAAAUCAACCCAUCCUAAUACACGGGUUCUGUCCAAAGCCGGAAAUGUUGCCGACGAUCACUUCGCAGACUCAUUGAUUGAAGAAGUGGUCAGCACAUUCGGCCGAGUUGAUUAUGCAGUGAACUGCGCAGGGGUGCUUGGGAAGCCUUUCCGAUCUGCAGAGACCUCCCUAGAAGAAUUCGACCGCGUCAACAGCAUCAACUAUAGAGGUUGUUGGCUCUCAUCGCGAGCAGAGCUCAGACAGAUGGCCUCGCAAGAAGGCCUCCCUAGCCACGACCCUUCCCGGCCAUCACAGAAAGGCUCGGUUGUCAAUGUUGCCAGUCAGUUAGGCAUCGUCAGUCGUCCCGGUGCCCCGGCGUAUUGCGGGUCAAAGUCUGCUGUCAUUGGCUUGACACGCGCAGAUGCAAUUGAUUACUCUCGGGAUAACAUCAGAGUCAAUUGUGUAUGCCCUGGUGUCAUCGAAACUCCAUUGGUUAUGGAGAAACCUGAGGUUCGGGCGGCUAUCCUGCCUGCUGUGGAAACUGCCCCAAUGAAGAGGAUGGGACAACCGGCAGAAGUGGCUGAUGCUAUAUUGUUCUUAUGUUCAACUCAGGCCUCGUUUGUACAGGGUCAUGCGAUGGUGGUGGAUGGUGGAUAUGUCACUGUUUAA